AUGGGAAACAUCAAUAAAAUGUCGACAAUUUGUCUUGCAACAAAUUUACAGACGCGAAACAAUUGUGGCAAAAAGGUUUUCAAGAAGGCACCUCGUUUAUCCAUUGACCAGGUAUGCGAUUGCGAGGGAGAGUCCACUUCAGAUCUCCUCUGCUCCAUCAUGCCACGGGGGUGCAGGUUGACCACGAAGACUCCCAAAAAAAUCCCAUUCCCCGUUGAACCGACAGUAACUUAUGAAGAAUUAAGCAAAAAACCAUUCGAAGAUGUCAAGACAUUUGUCGAGUCGGUUAAAAACAAGGUGCAAACGGUCCUGUUAGAAAAGCCGAAAGACACCCAAGUGAAACUUUUGAUAGAGAGGUUGCACAAUAACGAGAUCGAAUCAGGGGCUCAAUGUCUCCAGAAGCCCAAGAAGACUCGUCCGCUGAGGAUCCCAAGUAACAGGGAGAUCAUGAAUAGAAUUAUGAGGCGCAAAAUUCUGAGAGAAAGGAAGUGCGGCGAAAGGUUAGGACCGUACGUGCAAUGCGAUCCUAACACGCUAACUUCUGAUUUGUUUGCCUUCUGCAAAACCGACCGAUUCAAGAGCUGCAUUCAAAAGAAGAAACAGAAUGAUGGAAGCGAUACGAAACACAAAAGAGAGUACGUAGACCUGGGCAUACAAACUGAUGAAACUUACAUACAGGAAAUGAAGUCGGCUGCAGUGACGAAGGAAACAAUGGAGGAGGAGGAAAUGAAGAGGCUGAGGGAGAAGAAGAGAGUGAAAGAUGAAAAGAAGCGAUUGAAGAAGUUGAAGAAGAAUGCUAGUGUAACUGUACUCGAUUGGAAUGUCAAGCCGAAUCCUUGCAAAGCUCUAUUGGAAGCUGAUGGUACUUGCCCAGAAAAGGAUGUGAACGACUCAGACGUCGAUUCAGACGACGACAAGAUGGAGUGCACGUGUAGUCCCGGCUUCAAGUACUGCAUAGCCAUGGAUUUCCUUAGAAGGAAAGACUACCAGCACAACUGGCAGCCAGCCUACAAGUGCGCUCCUACCACACAAGUCACAAAGGCGAAAGACAACAAUUCAUAA
Molecule: messenger RNA, 1062 nt
Organism: Helobdella robusta
Lineage: Eukaryota; Metazoa; Annelida; Clitellata; Rhynchobdellida; Glossiphoniidae
Exons: 10
Coding region: 1-1062 (353 amino acids)
Source: RefSeq, a predicted model, not a curated record